Messenger RNA from Trematosphaeria pertusa, 489 nucleotides. RefSeq lists its product as uncharacterized. The transcript has a single exon. Bases 140 to 397 code for a protein of 85 amino acids. The record is from RefSeq and is a predicted model, not a curated record. NCBI's taxonomy places the organism in Eukaryota, Fungi, Ascomycota, Dothideomycetes, Pleosporales, Trematosphaeriaceae.
GUGCUGAGAAGAGAGAGAGUCGAGCUGAUGUCCGCCGAGAAGUUGCCUACUCGAUGCGAGUACGAAGUGUGGCUGUGCAGAUACGAAGUGGCGCCAACAGAGGAGCAUCCGUGGCACAAGGAGAGUAUUGUCACGGCACAUGCGGCACGCCAACAUCGAAGUCGAAACUAGCACCGCUUUGUCGUCGAAAUGCUUCGUACUCUACGUAGAACAUACGGGGCGCAGCAAUGGCAGGAAACACGCAUGGCUACGCCGGACGUACCUUAGGUACGCAAUCCACCUCUUCGCGACCGGCAUAACCACAACCUGCACCAUACCAUUACUCCCUGCUUUCUCGCCAUCCAGUAUCCGAAACACGACUGCUCAACCAAAGGGAACUACCUUAUUCGCUGUAUAAGCGUCAGCGUCAGCGUCAGCCUCGGCUCUUCCCCCUUCCAUCCCACUAAUCUAGAUCCGACUUCCCAUUCGCAAUCCCCAUCAAACACCCAC